Messenger RNA from Malassezia restricta, 240 nucleotides. Its product is annotated as small nuclear ribonucleoprotein F. Gene Ontology annotation, biological process: spliceosomal snRNP assembly; mRNA splicing, via spliceosome. The record is from RefSeq and is a predicted model, not a curated record. Gene Ontology annotation, molecular function: RNA binding. Gene Ontology annotation, cellular component: catalytic step 2 spliceosome; U1 snRNP. Bases 1 to 240 code for a protein of 79 amino acids. The transcript is spliced from 3 exons. Lineage: Eukaryota; Fungi; Basidiomycota; Malasseziomycetes; Malasseziales; Malasseziaceae.
AUGCCGGAUAUUCCUCUCAAUCCCAAACCAUUCUUGCAAAAUCAAAUAGGAAAGAAAGUGAUCAUCCGUCUCAAGUGGGGCUUGGAGUACAAGGGAUUUCUUGUUAGCACGGACAACUAUAUGAACUUUCAGCUGGCAAAUACGGAGGAAAUACAGGAUGGCAACUCCAACGGAACUUUAGGAGAAGUUUUUAUUCGUUGCAACAAUGUGCUGUACCUGCGCGAAUUGAACGAAGAGUAG